ACAAGCCGCCCAGAGGAGUCUGGCGCUGGGACAGGCUGAGCUGCGUCGGCAGGAGGCGGGGAUUGCGGAAAAGAAGAGCCAAUAGGAGUAAAGCUUCCCCGCCUCUCCACUUUGAUGGACUGCCACAUUCGGACCAAUGGGGGAAUUCUCGCUUCGAAGAAAGCGGGAUUUUUACGCCGGGUUUGAGAGAGAGCCUGCGCGGAGCGGGAGGGGUCGAGACUGGGCUGAGUAAAGGAGCCUUGCUGGAGCUGCGGAGCGGUGUCCUUUGACCUCCGUGAGGAGUCACGUGGGCUGUCGGGGGCGGGGGCAGAAAGGCUGGUAAAGUUCCUUCCGGGUCAGUGACAGAAGCGUGAACUCCGUGGGAACAGUUCCUGGCAUCCUAGUCUUCCGUGCCUCUUCCUUGUCUCAGCUCGAGGUGAUUGUGGUUUCGGCGAUGAGCUCCCAGAAAGGGAACGUGGCUCGUUCCAGGCCUCAGAGGCACCAGAAUACGUUUAGCUUCAAAAAUGACAAGUUUGAUAAGAGUGUUCAGACCAAGAAAAUUAAUGCAAAACUUCAUGAUGGAGUGUGUCCGCGUUGUAAAGAAGUUCUUGAGUGGCGUGUAAAAUAUAGCAAGUACAAACCAUUAUCAAAGCCUAAAAAAUGAUGUGUGUACCCAUAUGCAAUUUAUUUGAAAAUUCAAGUAAGUUUGUGAAGGCAGAGGUGAUUGGGAUGAAGAUAAUUGAACAAUGUAUGCUGUCUGCCAGAUUCUCAGCAGAAUUAAAAGAUAGUAAAGACUGAAUUAUAGUUUGACUCUUUCUUUUCCUUCCCCUUCCUGCCUUCAUUCCCCACCAGCCUGGGAAAGGUGUACUGUAAAUAGCUGAGGAAACCCCUGCAGUUGAGUGUCUUUUUCCUUUAAUAUAGCAUGACUUCCAUGAGUGGCAUCGCAGAGACUGUGUCUUAGAUCAGUAAAGUACUUUUAGUACACUGGGAUGCAGAAAUAACUUUGUUAUUAUAGAACCUUC
Molecule: messenger RNA, 1001 nt
Organism: Hippopotamus amphibius kiboko
Lineage: Eukaryota; Metazoa; Chordata; Mammalia; Artiodactyla; Hippopotamidae
Gene: C2H9orf85
Product: chromosome 2 C9orf85 homolog
Exons: 3
Coding region: 434-643 (69 amino acids)
Source: RefSeq, a predicted model, not a curated record